ACUUUCCAUAAAACUUCCAAACCCAUAAUUCAAUCAAACACUUCUAUUACUUCUUGUUCUUGACUAUUCAUUCAGAAAGAGUCAUCAAGAUUGAAACUUUCUUCGUUAAUCUUCAACUUUUAGAUCUUAUCUUUUGAUGGAAAGAAUGAACCAACACAAGAAACAAAUAUUUCAUGAUGAUCAUCAAAGAUCAUGGGGGUUUGCUGCAAAUUCAGAUCAACAAGAUGAAGAAACUUCAACAAUCUCAAGUGAAUCAUCAUCAGUUUCUUCAUGUUCUUCAUUUGAAACUGCAGAUGAUGCUUCAUCAUCAUCAUCUUCACUAAAUUCAAAUGGAUCUUCUGUACUUGACUUAUCGGACCUAAUGGUCCAGCUACCAAUCAAGAGAGGAUUAUCAAAGUUUUAUCAAGGGAAAUCAGAAUCAUUUACAUCUCUUGCAAGAGUAAUGAGCAUAGAAGAUCUUCCAAAAAAGAUAAAGAAUCCAUACAACAAAAUGAGGAAGAUGAAAGGUAACAGCAAGAGCUAUGGAGGUGGUCUAGAUACCUACAAGUCUCACACCCUCCCUAAACCAACUAUUUCAAAGAAAGUCUCACCUUUUUUAAGGCAGAGAAGCUUUGCAAAGUCAACGCUGGUUCAAAGUCAACAUAACAUCUAAUGGUGUUUGAAAAAUUUUGAGCUAGUAAAAGAUCACAGCAUGUAUGUAGCAGACUUGAGAUUAUUUCAUCAUAAUUAAAGACUUGUAAAUAUUAUGAAGACGGUCCGGGUUGGUUACCGGCAAAUUUUCUAUUAACAGAGGUAUUAAAGUUACGUAACUUAA
Messenger RNA from Helianthus annuus (common sunflower), 814 nucleotides. RefSeq lists its product as uncharacterized. The record is from RefSeq and is a predicted model, not a curated record. Bases 137 to 652 code for a protein of 171 amino acids. The transcript is spliced from 2 exons. Lineage: Eukaryota; Viridiplantae; Streptophyta; Magnoliopsida; Asterales; Asteraceae.